Messenger RNA from Ilex paraguariensis (yerba mate), 1093 nucleotides. The record is from the annotation of a GenBank genome assembly. NCBI's taxonomy places the organism in Eukaryota, Viridiplantae, Streptophyta, Magnoliopsida, Aquifoliales, Aquifoliaceae.
AUGGAAAAUAGCAAAGCGGUGGACGAAGGCAGUGGAAAAGAGGAUGAUAGCCUGAUCACCUACUGUGUGACAGGAGCAACAGGUUACAUUGGGUCAUGGCUGGCCAAGUCUCUCCUUCAAAAAGGCUAUAGGGUACACGCCACAGUCCGUGAUCCUGAGAAGUCAUUGGGUUUAUUAACAUCGUGGGGAGGUGGUGACCGGUUGAGAUUGUUCAGAGCUGAUUUAGAAGAGGAAGGAAGCUUCGAUGAGGCUGUAAAAGGCUGCUAUGGCGUGUUUCAUGUUGCAGCUUCGAUGCAAUUAGGAGUUCCUGUGAAACAGACUGUUGACAAUUAUGCUCAAACAAAUAUCAUAGAGCCCGCAAUCAAAGGAACGCUAAACGUUCUCAAAGCUUGCUUGAAAUCUAACUCUGUGAAGAGGAUUGUCUUCACUUCAUCCAUCAGUACUAUGACCGCCAAAGACAGCACUGGAAAAUGGAGAACUGUAGUUGAUGAAUCUUGCCAGAGUCCCGUUAAUCAUGUAUGGAAUGCUAAAGCAAGUGGAUGGGUAUAUGUACUCUCAAAGCUUCUAACAGAGGAGGCAGCAUUCCAAUUUGCAAGGGAGAACAAUAUUGAUAUGGUGUCGGUUAUAACAACCACCGUUGCUGGCCCAUUCCUCACUUCAACUGUUCCGUCAAGCAUUCAAGUUCUCUUGUCACCCAUAACAGGCGACCCAGAAUUGUUCCCAAUACUAUCUGCAGUAAAUGAAAGAAUGGGGUCUAUUGCUUUGGUUCACAUACAAGACAUAUGCAAUGCCCACAUAUUCCUUAUGGAGCAUGCUAGAGCAGAAGGUCAAUAUAUAUGCUGCACCAAGAGUUGUGUUAUGUCUGAAUUGGUUGAUCAUCUUGCUAAAGAGUAUCCUUGCUCUAACUUACAAAGGCAUAUCAAGAAAGAACAUGAUUCAGUCCCUUCCAUGAUUUCUUCAAAAAAGUUAAGCGAUUUGGGAUUUGUUUACAAGUACGCCGUACAAGAUAUAAUUCAUCAUACUAUUACUUCUUGCUUAGAUUAUGGCUUUCUAUCUCCCAUCUGAAAGUAACAGCUACUAUGUAUAGGCAGAG